Thunnus maccoyii (southern bluefin tuna) is the source of this 2307-nucleotide messenger RNA. RefSeq lists its product as uncharacterized. NCBI's taxonomy places the organism in Eukaryota, Metazoa, Chordata, Actinopteri, Scombriformes, Scombridae. The record is from RefSeq and is a predicted model, not a curated record. The transcript is spliced from 6 exons. The coding region runs from base 793 to 1986 and encodes 397 amino acids.
UAAAAACUCAAAUCCUCACACUGAUAAAAAUUACUAAAUGGUGUUUAAGUUGUUCACAAUCCUUCAUUUUCAGUUAACAUAAUAUUUAACUGUUUAACCUUCAGUGUUUACCUGAAAUUUCCUCUUAUGAAGCUUUUAAGUUGAACUGAAUAUUAUUCUCCAUCACUCAGAUACAAUAUUUGUCUUGCACUUUGCAUAUAUUGCACUAUGCCUUUUUCAUGACUGGAGACUUUAAUGAUUAAUCUGAAUUUAAAAUACAGUUUGUUGUGUUUUUAUGAGCUCAACAUGCUGUUAUAGUAAUGACCUGUCAGUGGAUUCAGGGCAGUUUGAAAGGUUGGGAAAGCAAGUUUCAGUUAAAUUUGACUUGUUAUCAUUUGAUUUAGAGAUGACACACAAUAUAUCAUAUAAAUGCUUAUUUUGUCACAAUGGUGAGACAGAGAGAUGACAAAUGACACUGUCAGUCUCAAAUCCUCUUUCAGUGUGAAGGAGGGAUGUUUCCUUUUCUCCCAUUGAGUCCAUCACACAUAUGAAGGCUCUCUGUCAUGUUGGAGGUUAAAAAGAGAAGUAACAUCGAGAACCACUUCCUUUUCCCCUCUCUGUCUAUAAAAAGAUGAAUAGAAACGACGCUCUGCUUGGUCAAAGUUUCCACACGUUCUCCUCUGAAGCCGAUCACAUACAGGACUGUAUUUCAGGCUGUUCAGUGUAGGAUGUUCAUGUUUUCUAUUCAAUAAAGUAGAGAAGUUUGUCUGAAAGCUGCUGACUGGGUCAACAGAGGCUGAACAGUGAGGAGACAUGGAAGCUGUGGUUGGACUGUUGGUGAUGCUGCUCGGAGUCUCUCAUGGUAUUGAAACCUACUGUGAUGGCAGACAGAAUAGAACUCAGUGUUAUGGAGCUCUGGGAGGAACUGUGGUGCUCCAGCUGAUGGACAGCGCCUCAGAAAUAUUUAAAUACCAAUGGAAUAAAAACAAAACAACAGCAAUACUUCAUGGGAGAAAGGAUAAGAUUGUGUCUAAUGAGAUGAAGGACAGAUCCAUUUUUACUCCCAGUAAUGGAACAUUUAGGAUAAAUAAUCUGAUCAGGACUGAUGGUGCUGAAUAUACCCUUAUAAUCUUUGAUUCAAAUGGACGUGAUUCAGGACAGUGGACUCUUCAGUUGUCUAUUCAAGCUCCUGUGUCCUCUGUCCGCCUGGACUCUGAGUGUCUGUCCCAGGGAGAGAUGAGGGUGUCCUGCUCCUCUGAGGGAGCGGACAGUCCUCAGUACAGCUGGACUCUGGAUGGACACACACUGACAGACAUUCAGCUCCUCUCUGGAAAUAAAGAGACCAACAACAUCACUCUGAAACAAGACGUCUCAGGACGACUGGUCUGCUCUGUCAGGAAUCACAUCAGUAGUGUCUCAAAAGAAGAGAAGAUAUCUACCUGUGGUUUCAUAUUCAUCAACUGCACCUUAUCCAAUGGGACAAACAUAUCACAGUGGGUGUUUUCAGCCAAUAACACCCUGUGUAUUGAUCCAACAACCCCUACCAUGAUCACAGACACUACGGGUAAGGAGACUGGCAUCAUAGUGUCAAUUAAACCCUCAAAUCAAACUGUGACCAACUCCAGCAAUGAUGACCCAUGGUACAGUCACAUUAAGAAGAAUUUGCCAGUUCUAGCUGGUGUCCUCUCAGCACUGGUAAUUCUGUUAAUGGUCGGGGUGGCAGUCGUCUGUAGUCACAGGAAAAAGCAAAACAACAAACCUAAAGAAGAAGAUGACCAAGAAUUGACCUAUGCUGAUGUCAACAUCGUGCAGCGGCCGGGGAGGCAGAUGCAUCAGAAGGCAGAGAUGGAGGUGGAGUACGGCCAAGUCAAGUUUUCAGGGCGACCUCAGCAAACUACAGAGAUGGAGGUGGAGUACGGCCAAGUCAAGUUUUCAGGGCGACCUCGGAAAACUGUUCAACCAAAAGAAGAUGAAUGUGUGUACGCUAAGGUCCGUAACAGCAGGUGAUAUGCAGUGUUCAGCAUUUUUACAAAGACUGCUGAAGGCAGAUGGAGGAGGUUUUUGUUAAGAUGCCUAAAGGUCUCUUAUCUUUAUUUCAUGAGAUUUUCAAUGACAAGAAUACAAGCCAUCAAAGUUCACAGAUAUUAUUAUUAUUCAUCAUUUUUAAUGUACUCCUGGGUUAUGACUGGCAUCAGUAUGAAAACCUGUCAAAGGAGCUCAAACAUUCAGGUGCAUCAUUUGAAUCACGCUGUGACAAAUUUUUAUAGACUAGUUUUGUAUUAUGUUAAAUAUUUUCUUUAAAUAUAUAUAUUUUCAAGUAGUCCCUGA